This is a messenger RNA of Cyprinus carpio (common carp), 4117 nucleotides long. Its product is annotated as synaptic vesicular amine transporter-like. Gene Ontology annotation, cellular component: terminal bouton; synaptic vesicle membrane. Gene Ontology annotation, molecular function: serotonin:sodium:chloride symporter activity; xenobiotic transmembrane transporter activity. The record is from RefSeq and is a predicted model, not a curated record. NCBI's taxonomy places the organism in Eukaryota, Metazoa, Chordata, Actinopteri, Cypriniformes, Cyprinidae. Gene Ontology annotation, biological process: transmembrane transport; aminergic neurotransmitter loading into synaptic vesicle; xenobiotic transport.
UCUCUGUGAAACAGCGUGACGUCAAACACCAGUCAAGCACCUAAAACGCUCCGCAUCCAGCGUGCCUUUCAUCUGCUGGAUCUGACAGCAAAGCUCAAUGCAAAUGUGCUUAUAAGGAUCUUUUUUCAGUCGCUCUUUGGAAUUUGGAUUUGAUUAAAAUGGGCCUAUUUGAUGCUCUUAGAGAUUUUAGUUUAUUAACAUGGCUAAGAGAAGAAAGACAGUCUCGGAGGCUGAUUCUGUUGAUCGUUUUCAUUGCUUUGCUGUUGGACAACAUGCUGUUGACGGUGGUCGUGCCUAUUAUUCCAAGCUACCUGUACUCAGUGGAUGAUGAGGCUGCUCAGUCGGUCCGGAAUCACUCCAUGUCCCCUCUGUCCCCAUCUGGCACCUUUCAGAGCAUUGUGUCUCUGUAUGAUAACACAACACGCCUGACCGGUCUCAGCCCACAGAUGAGCACGGCUGGCCCAAUGACCCCGGCCCCUACUUCUGUGAUGCCCUCUCAAAAUAAGUCUGACUGCCCUAAAGCAGAUGACCAGCUUCUGAAUGAGAAUGUGAAAGUGGGUCUGUUGUUUGCCUCUAAAGCAACAGUACAGUUAAUUACUAACCCCUUUAUAGGGCCCCUUACCAACAGAAUAGGAUACCAGAUCCCGAUGUUUGCUGGUUUCUGCAUCAUGUUUGUGUCAACCCUAAUGUUUGCGUUUUCAUCAAGCUAUACGUUGCUGUUUUUGGCCAGAUCUCUACAAGGUGUUGGCUCCUCCUGUUCUUCUGUGGCGGGUAUGGGGAUGCUGGCAAGUGUUUACACAGAUGAUGAGGAAAGAGGAAAUGCUAUAGGAAUUGCUCUGGGAGGCCUAGCCAUGGGAGUUUUGGUUGGCCCUCCGUUUGGAAGUGUCAUGUAUGAGUUUGUUGGUAAGACGGCUCCUUUCCUUAUCCUGGCAGUGCUGGCGGUGCUUGAUGGAGCUCUGCAGCUAUUUGUGCUUCAGCCUUCUAAAGUUGAUCCAGAGAGCCAAAAAGGAACAUCAAUAAUUACCCUCAUGAAGGAUCCAUACAUCCUCAUCGCAGCAGGUUCUAUUUGUUUUGCUAACAUGGCCAUUGCUAUGCUGGAGCCAGCUCUGCCCAUCUGGAUGAUGGAGACAAUGUGUCCCAGGAAAUGGCAGCUAGGGGUUGCGUUCCUGCCAGCCAGCAUCUCAUAUCUAAUAGGGACCAACAUCUUUGCCGUUUUGGCUCACAAAAUGGGGAGAUGGCUGUGCUCACUUAUAGGGAUGCUUCUGGUUGGAAUCAGCAUUCUCUGUGUGCCUCUUGCAAAAGACAUAUAUGGACUCAUUGUGCCAAACUUUGGAGUUGGAUUUGCAAUAGGUAUGGUGGACUCCUCUAUGAUGCCUAUCAUGGGUUACCUAGUAGAUCUGAGGCAUGUGUCUGUGUAUGGUAGUGUGUAUGCCAUUGCUGAUGUUGCCUUCUGCAUGGGCUUUGCAAUAGGUCCAUCAGCAGGCGGAGCGAUUGCGCGGAGCAUCGGCUUUCCCUGGCUCAUGACCAUCAUUGGUGUAAUAGACAUCCUGUUUGCUCCUCUCUGUUUCUUCCUGAGAAAUCCUCCCGCCAACGAGGAAAAGAUGGCCAUUUUGAUGGACUCUAGCUGUUCAAUGAAGACCCGUUCCUACUCCACCCAGGGCUCCAGCUACCAAAUGGGCGAGGAUUUUGAUCCUGAGAGCCCUGAAUAGGCCUCAGCCCUCAGCCAUGUAUGUCACCCAGAGUAUCUAUUUUGUUGUUUGAAAGAGGAAAACCACAAUGCUAAUUUGUGAGAAUGUCCCUUAUCUGUCCAACACUGUCCUGUGGUCGUGAUGGUCAUGUUCUUCUGAAGCAAACCAAAGUUGUUCUUGUUGCCGUUUGUUCUCAAUGUGGGAGAGGUGAAAUAUCUAACCAACAGCCUUAUCGAUAUGGAUAACAUUUGUGUGUGAUUGAAAAUGCAGGAUUUGAGAGCGGAUAAAAGGAUAACAUUAAAUACAAUUUUAUUCAGCAUAACACUAUUCAUAUUUUCUCAUUCAAAAGUCAGACAGGGUAGUUGAAAAUAUUCAUUCAGUAUGACCUAAUGGACAGAUAUGUAUUGGAUAUUUAUUGUUUGUCUGUGGUGGUAGGAAAGUAUGUAUCUAUCAGUCCUGUUGAAGUCUUUUCAUAGGUGUAAACGUCAGUGAAGGUGGAUUCUAGUCAGAUAAAUGGAUUAUAUCACACCUCGAAAUGGGCCUUAAAAUGUUGCUAUUCGUAUCAUAAUCGGUUCAAACUACAUAAUACAUUAUAGAGAACAGCUGAAGAACAUUUAAAGCAAAUUAAAACUAGAAUUUUUACAUUUGGGAUCGAUUUCUUCAAAUCUGGUACAUUAAUAAAUUACAUUGCUGUUGUUUUAAUUUAGGCUUUUGAGAGGAGAUUUUAAUAUAUUCUUGUGUUGGAGUGUAGGUCCUAAGCUUAACACAUUUCAAAAUAUGUCUUCUUUUUUUUUUUGCUUUUUGAAAAAGCAAAAGGUCUGACAGCAUCAGAUAAUCAAGCAGAAUGUCAACAAGUCCUCCUGUACCGUUCUGUUUGUGUGACUUACGUGAUGUCGCUAAAAAUGAUGUACUGUAUUAUCAAAGAUGAGCCACAGCUACAUUUUGAAUACACAUGGUGACAAACUGUUUCAGUUUAGUUAAAUAAAAGUAAAUUAUUGCUGUAAAGCAUCCAGAUACUUUAGGUACUUUAGAUUAUAUUUUGCUUUUAAAGUGUAUAUAGUAUAUAUAUAUAUAUAUAUAUUUUAGUAAGUCCUUUGAAUGUGCUGGAAUGCUAAUACGUUCAUUAGUAAAGAACGCCUCAAUAAUGCUCUUUCCCAUUUUUGAGUUUUCAUUUUCCUCUGUUUUCCUUUGUGUUAUUAAUCUUUUUAAGAACUGAAUUGGCUGUGAAAUGAACAUGGCCUUAAAUUGAGCUCCUUAAAUCUUAAAGCCAUAUAUAAAAUUACUGGGGUUUUAUUAAGAAUAUAAAUAUUUAUUUAGUUUAGGCAAUGAGCUUAAUUAUCAAGUCAGGUGUCUGUGCAGGGUCAAUGGUUUUAUUUAUUAAUUUAUUUAUUUAUUAUUAUUAAAUAAAUACACAUUCUAUGCCUUAAAAUCAGACAACCUGUUGCAAACACUAUUUAAUGGCAAGUGUAGCUGUAAAUGUGUUUUUGAGAAACAGUCUUAUUGUUUCAUGGACCCUAUUCUUCAUAUGCUAAAUGACAGCUUAAUCUAAUAUUAAAAGCAUGUCUAAUUCCCAUCUUUUGUUUAUCAAAUAGAUUAUAUCAGGCUUUUUCAUAUGGGCUGAACUAGUUGGUUUUGGAGGUAAAUUAUCUGACUAGUACAAGUAAAAUAGUUUAGAAAUAAGUCUUCAAUAUAGAUUGAUUCUCCUUUAUUUUCUUGGCAUUGAUGUACCGAGGGAAACAUUCUUUUAUUGCCCACAGGAAAAUAAAAUCAUGGAUUUGAUACACAGCAUGUUUUCCUCUGGAGCUACAAUCCGUUUAACGCAAAUGUUGCGACCAGAACUAGCCUUUGAGAAAAAUCAUGUUAGCUCAGCUUUAAGUAUCUGCACAACCGGAGGAUGUUUGUGUUCGAUGUGAGGAACGGUGCACUGCUCCCAAUCUGCUAUCAUUAACUGCAGUUGUGGACAGAACAAAUGCACGAGAGUCAAAUUCGCCAGUGUAAUGCACAGGUUGAUUCCACUAUGAACUAAAACAAGCUCAGAUUUUUAAAUGCAAACACAACUAUAAGGUGUCCACGCAGGUUUAAUCAGAUUGGUAAAUGUGCUGCCAAUGUUUGAGUUGCAGCAGUGUCCUUUAACCUCGAUGUCGUUUUUAACCUGUUUACCCAGUAAGGGUUGAGAAGAGUAUUAUGUCAUUUAUAUUCAAAUUGUUUUUUUUUUGUUUUUUGUUUUUUUCAGAAAUUAGUGUAUGUGCCAACGUCAGUGUGUGCCUUCAGACUGGUAUGUCUUGUUUGUGUUUACACUAUAUCAACUAGGAGGUUGAGCUGCUGGUUUUAUAUCCAGUGUUUGGUCUGGUGGUUAGGUUUUACAUCAGCUUUAGAGCUCUGAAGAUAAUGUGUGUGUGACAGCAACUGAAAAUAAAUGUUUAAAAAGA